ACAUCCGGUGCUGCCGGCGCUCGUGUGCUGUGACUUCACACUCUGCUGGCGAGCAGGCGGAGAGGAACGGCAUCCGAAAAAAGCGACUUGGAAAAACUACUUAGCGAGCUCCCCGUCUCGGCCUUGAGGGGGCACCAGCAUGAGUCAGGAGUCACUGGAGUCUGAUGGAGACUCUGCUCAGGAUGUAUGUGACUUUAACUGGGAUGACUACCUGGAGGAGAAUGGAACCGUGUCCGUGCCCCAUCACGCCUUCAAACAUGUGGACCAGGGUCUGCAGACAGGUCUGACUCCAGGCAUGAAGCUGGAGGUAUGUGUGCGCUCAGAGGCCGACAGCCCGUACUGGGUCGCCAACAUCAUCACCACAUGUGGCCAGCUGCUGCUGCUACGCUACGAGGGUUACCAAGAUGACCGCCGUGCGGAUUUCUGGUGUGACAUCAUGACGGCAGACCUCCACCCACUGGGCUGGAGCCGCCAACAUGGAAAGACCAUGAGGGCCCCUGAGGGUGUGCGUGAGAAGCACCAGGACUGGGAGGCUCUGCUGGAAAAGGCUCUGGCUGAGGAGUGCAGCGUGCCUGCCAACCUACUGGAAUUGCCCCAGCGUGGCAGACACCCAGUGGAGCUCCUGUGCGCAGGCUGCUAUGUGGAGCUCCAAGACAUCGCUGACUCAGGGCUUGCCUGGGCUGCUGAGGUGGAGGAGAAUGUUGGAGGACGACUGAAGCUGCGCCUGGUUGGCACAGAGGGCCUGCCAGACACCCCUGCAACCGUCUGGCUCUUCUACCUCCACCCACGCCUCCACCCACCCGGCUGGGCCAAAGAGCAUGGCUGCACCCUCAGGCCUCCCUCAGAUCUGUUGGCACUGCGGACAGAGGAGGAGUGGGAGGAGGUGAGGCAGAGGAUCAGUGACCUGCCUCAGGAUGAAGCUCUGACUGCAGAGCUCAGUAAGGAUCAGCCUGCCGUCCCUGCUCAUUGUUUCAAGGAAGGGAUGAAACUGGAGGCUGUUGACCCUGCUGCUCCUAUUUCCAUCAGACCUGCCACUGUCACCAAGGUGUUCAGUGAGCAGUACUUCCUGGUGAAGAUGGAUGACCUUUGUGGUAUCGAAGAGUCAGAAGGUGCAGGGCGGUCCUUCCUGUGUCACAGAGACAGUCCAGGGAUCUUUCCUGCUCAGUGGAGCCUCAAAAAUGGACUCACUCUCAGCCCCCCACCAGGAUACCAGGGUCCAGACUUCGACUGGGCAGAUUACCUGAAACAGUGUGAGGCUGAAGCUGCUCCUCAGCACUGCUUCCCAACUGAGCAGUGUGACCACAGCUUCAAAGAGGCCAUGAAACUGGAGGCUGUCAACCCGCUGUCACCUGAGAACAUUCAUGUGACAACAGUCACCCGGGUCAAAGGCCAGUACAUUUGGCUCAGUCUGGAAGGGCUGAAGCAGCCCAUGCCAGAGCUGAUCGUACAUGUGGACUCUCUCGACAUCUUCCCUGUCAGCUGGUGUGAGACAAACGGCUAUCCACUCGUCCAUCCCAUCAAACCCUUAGUCGAGAAAGAAAGGAAGAUUGCUGUCGUGCAGCCAGAGAAACACAGAACUCUACCAAAGUCUUUGUCACCUGACACUAUAAGGCAGCAGAUGGCCAACCAGUCGGAAACAGGACAUGGGAACGGGAAAUACUGCUCUCCCAAGAUCUACUUCAACCACCGCUGCUUCUCUGGGCCCUACCUCAACAAGGGACGCAUCGCUGAGCUGCCUCAGUUCAUCGGCCCUGGAAACUGUGUCCUCGUCCUCAAAGAGGUAUUGACUCUGCUGAUAAACUCUGCCUACAAGCCAAGUCGCGUGCUGAGAGAGCUGCAGCUGGACCAGGAGAGCCGCUGGCAAGGCUAUGGAGAGACACUCAAAGCCAAGUACAAGGGGAAGAGUUACCGGGCCACUGUGGAAAUAGUGCGCACUGCAGACCGUGUGGCAGACUUCUGUAGGAAAACCUGCAUCAAGCUGGAGUGCUGCCCGAACCUGUUUGGACCUCGCAUGGUUCUGGAGCGCUGCUCUGAGAACUGCUCUGUCCUCACCAAGACCAAAUACACGUAUUAUUAUGGUAAGAAGAAGAGUAAACGUGUGGGCCGUCCACCGGGGGGCCACUCCAACCUGGAGGGUGGAGUGAAGAGAAGAGGCAGGAGGAGGAAGAGGAGGAAGCAGCUCUUUGUCCAUAAGAAGAGACGCUCCUCAGCCUCUGUGGAUAACACACCUGCUGGUUCUCCACAGGGCAGUGGAGAGGAAGAGGAUUUAGAUGAAGAUGAUUCUCUGAGUGAAGACUCUGGCUCAGAGAUGCAGGACGAUCUCCAGGAUGAUUCUGAACAAUCUGUUGGCAAGUCUCGGGCAACCACACCAUCCCCCUCCCCGCCAGCGACACCCAGGCCCACACGCCGACGCCGGAAACCACGCUCACCCUCUUUCUCUGAUGAUGAGAACCGCCCUCCAUCACCAAAGACCUCAAAGACUGAGCCUCCUCAAAAGUUGUGUUUGGACACCAGCCCCCUGGAGUGGAGCGUUACUGAUGUAGUUCGCUUUAUCAGGAGCACUGACUGUGCACCUCUUGCAAGGAUUUUCUUGGAUCAGGAGAUUGACGGACAAGCUCUGCUCCUGCUGAACCUCCCGACGGUGCAGGAGUGCAUGGACCUGAAGCUGGGACCGGCCAUCAAGCUGUGCCACCACAUCGAGAGGGUCAAACUGGCAUUUUAUCAACAGUUUGCCACGUAGCUGACGGGGAAUGAACAUUGAUGGACACGACUACAUCCUGUUCUGUGUAUUAAUCCUGUGAAAACACUGUAUUUUCCCAUUUUGACUUUUCUUACACUGGACAUCCUUUAGAAUCCUGCGUAUACAUGAGGCAUGAAGACAAGAGGGUCCUGAUCCUUGAGGGGGGAAAGAAGAGAUACUGAUCAAAAAUAGUAGAGGAGCUCAUUACGAGAGAAAAGCACAGGCGAGGACUGAAAGAGAAGAAUUCAAGGCCCUUUGUCACAAAUAAACCUAAAAGCCUUUAUUAAAUCAAACAUAUUUGGACUUUAGUCUAUCAUGGAAGACAUGCUUCUGAGAUAAAACAAGUCGGUUUCUCACCAUGUUCUUACGAGAACCUUUUUACCCUUGUGUCUUCUGAACGCCUUAGAUUCUUGUCUGCUGGAGUCAGAAAAUCUUGUGAUUUCACACUGAAAUAAUUUUUCAUCAGAAAAAAGAUAAACAUUUGUGUACACUGAAGAUAUGACAGCUGACUCACUGAAGCACUUAAAAUCGACACAAUUAUUUUUCACAAAAUUAGUUUCACUGCAUGAACUCCAAGCUGUAUCUAUAAUUUAAAUAGCCUAUUUGGCCUUUUAAUUGGUGAUAAUUGUAAUUAUGAAAAUGAAUUGUACACAGAUAAAAGCCUGAAAGCCGAGGGUAACAGUAAGGUAGAUAAAUGGUUAUAGCAAAUCUGAGUCAUUGUUGGUUAUUUAAGUGUGAACACCAGACACAUGUCAGCUCCACAACAAAUGCAAUGGGUUCUUCAUCUCAUGACAUCAAACUGCUUUCUCCUUCAAGUGUCUGUGAAUACCAGUCUGCAGGGCGAGGGUUCAGUAAUGGAAGCACAAGCAACACCAUGUACUGUUGGAUGGUAUGCAAAUAUGAUGGUGCAUGUUUGUAUAUAGUGUACAUAAUCAAAUAUCUUUUAGAGCAACAGGGUGUUAAGAAAACUAUUGAGCUGUUAACUUUCUGCAUAAGCAAUGAGCAGAUGCCCUGAAUACACAGGCACAUGAUGUUUGCACAUAAUAUGCCAACACCUCCUCACACGGGGAGGGGUUAACAAAUUCAGCUUCAGUGGAUUAUUUGAGCCAUUUCAUAUCUUUGAAUAGUUGUUAUUUUUAAACAAUUUAACUUGAUGGGCAGUUUCAAAGCGAGAAGCUUUUCUCUAAAUGUUUUUGUAUCUGAGUUGUUCCUCUCUUUACCAGUUCCUGUAGCGUGGUUUAUUGUCAUGUGCUUCAUUUUGUGUGAGAAAACCCUGCAGUGGGAGUUGUUUACUCAUGUGCUUGUACUUACAGCAAUGGAACAUAUUGUUAUAUCAUGUUUAAAAAGAUUAUUACAGCUAUUUAAUGAGAAAUCUGCAAUAAGAAAAUUAAAAAAAAACAAAAAAAA
Paralichthys olivaceus (Japanese flounder) is the source of this 4147-nucleotide messenger RNA. RefSeq names its product Scm like with four mbt domains 1 (gene sfmbt1). The record is from RefSeq and is a predicted model, not a curated record. Gene Ontology annotation, cellular component: nucleus. Gene Ontology annotation, molecular function: chromatin binding; transcription corepressor activity; histone binding. Gene Ontology annotation, biological process: negative regulation of DNA-templated transcription. Lineage: Eukaryota; Metazoa; Chordata; Actinopteri; Pleuronectiformes; Paralichthyidae.